GGUCUGGGUCUUGUGCGUCUCUUCAUAUCCUCAAAAUUAUUGAAAACAGAAUCCAAUAUUCAAUGGCGAAGGAACUAGCAGAGAAAGCUAAAGAGGCCUUCUUAGAAGACGACUUCGAUGUGGCCGUUGACUUAUACUCCAAAGCCAUUGACUUGGAUCCCUCUUGCGCCGCCUUCUUCGCGGAUCGUGCUCAGGCCAACAUCAAAAUCGAUAAUUUCACCGAAGCUGUUGCAGAUGCAAACAAAGCCAUCGAGUUGGAGCCUACGUUGGCUAAAGCUUACCUUAGAAAGGGCACUGCUUGUAUGAAGCUAGAAGAAUAUAGUACUGCUAAAGCAGCCCUUGAAAAAGGCGCUUCUGUUGCACCAAAUGAUUCCAAGUUUAAGAAGAUGUUAGAUGAAUGCAAUCUUCUCAUUGCAGAGGAAGAGAAAGACUUGGUUCAACAGAUGCCACCGACUUUGCCUUCAAGCUCUACAACACCACUAGCAACCGCAGCUGAUGCUCCUCCUGUUCCAACUCCUGCAGCACCUGUCAAACCUAUGUUCAGACACGAGUUCUAUCAGAAGCCAGAAGAAGUGGUGGUGACGAUUUUCGCUAAAGGAAUACCAAAGCAGAACGUAAAUGUUGAGUUUGGUGACCAGAUUCUGAGUGUUGUGAUUGAUGUUGCUGGAGAGGAAGCUUAUCAUUUCCAGCCAAGAUUGUUUGGGAAGAUAAUACCAGAGAAGUGCAGAUAUGAAGUAUUGUCAACCAAAGUUGAGAUCCGUCUCGCAAAAGCAGAGAUAAUCACUUGGGCCUCCCUUGAAUAUGGCAAAGGGCAAGCUCUUCUGCCUAAACCCAAUGUUGCAUCAGCAGUGUCGCAGAGGCCAGUGUAUCCAUCAUCUAAGCCUGGAAAAGACUGGGACAAGCUGGAGGCUGAAGUGAAGAAACAGGAGAAGGAUGAGAAGCUAGAUGGAGAUGCAGCAAUGAACAAGUUUUUCAGCGAUAUAUACCAGAGUGCUGAUGAGGACAUGAGGCGAGCCAUGAACAAAUCAUUUGCUGAGUCUAAUGGGACAGUGCUGUCUACAAACUGGAAAGAGGUUGGGACUAAGAAAGUGGAGAGCACUCCCCCAGAUGGCAUGGAGCUCAAGAAAUGGGAGUAUUGAUUAUCUUUAUAAACCCUCUUUUCUGGUCCUGUCAAAAUUUCUGAAAUAUUUCAACUUUAAAGUUUCUUUGGGUUUUUGCUUGAUUUUUUUCUCUUCAUUCUUGCGUAGUGGUCUGGAAAACGUUCUGAGAUUGUAUUAGAAAACCUCGCAAGUUUGUGUUAUGUACUUUUUCUUUUCUGUCGACAGAUUUUCGUGACAUUCUUGCAUUGUGGUCUUAAGUAAGAUGUAUAAACCCCAACUUUCAGCUGAAAAUUG
Molecule: messenger RNA, 1394 nt
Organism: Eruca vesicaria subsp. sativa (arugula)
Lineage: Eukaryota; Viridiplantae; Streptophyta; Magnoliopsida; Brassicales; Brassicaceae
Source: the annotation of a GenBank genome assembly